Molecule: messenger RNA, 5674 nt
Organism: Melanotaenia boesemani (Boeseman's rainbowfish)
Lineage: Eukaryota; Metazoa; Chordata; Actinopteri; Atheriniformes; Melanotaeniidae
Gene: virma
Product: vir like m6A methyltransferase associated
Exons: 27
Coding region: 38-5506 (1822 amino acids)
Cellular component (GO): RNA N6-methyladenosine methyltransferase complex
Molecular function (GO): RNA binding
Source: RefSeq, a predicted model, not a curated record
GAAGUUUAUCUUUAGACCGUCCAUAAGCGGGGAAGCUAUGGCGUUGGACACUUCAACGGAGCUUCUUUUUCUAGAUACGUUUAAGCACCAGAGUGCAGAGUUAACCAACGUGGAUGUCGUGCGGUUUCCUUGCGGGGUCCUGAUCACAGAGGUGAGGGUCAUCCCUCCAGGGAUUAAAGCACACAGUAACUUACCUGACAGCAGAGCAUUUGGGGAAACGUCUCCUCAUGCCUUCCAGUUGGAGCUGUUCUUUAAUAAUGUCACCAAACCCAACAGCCCCACCUUCCACAGACUGGGCAGUUUGGAAUAUGACGAGAACAAGUCCAUUGUGUUCAGACCCAGUGGAAAGAUAAACACUGAUGGCCUGGUGUUGCGUGGCUGGUACACAAGUCUAACUUUGGCAGUUUAUGGCAGUGCAGAGCGUCCUCAUGGCCAUGAUCAAGCUUCACCUCCUCCCCCACCACCCCCACCACCCCAACAACAAAGCGGACUCAAAAGGAUCAUUAAACAGGAAUGGGAAAAAGAUGACCAGUACAAUGGCAGCCCACCCAGACCAGCACCCAGAGGGCCUCGUACUCCACCUGGACCUCCACCUCCAGAUGACGAUGAGGAGGAGCAGGUCCCAAUAUCAGUGGGUGUGAUCAAAGAUGAGCCAGGUGAGGGCCGUGACGACUACCUGGAAGCCGUGUCACCAGAAAGAUCGCUGCCUGCCGAUGAGACAUACUCGGAUGCUGAACAAGAGGAAGAAGGUGAGGAGGAGGAGGAAGAGGAGGAGCAGGAGGAGGAAGAAGAUGCAAGGACUGAGGGGAGCGCACAGGAAGAAGAUGAAGAAGAAGAGGAAGAAGAAGAUGAGGGUGAGGACGAGGAAGAGGAGAUGGAGGAAGGUGAUGACGGGUAUGAGCAGAUUUCCAGUGAUGAGGAUGACCUGGAUAAUGGUAGCUUCAAACUGCCCAGCUUUGACAUGGAGUACACUCCUGAGGAUCUUGCAUCUGUCCCACCUGUCCAGUAUGAUCCAUAUGAACGAGAACUCAGACCCCUGGUCUAUUUCACCCCUCCAUACAAGACCCGCUUUGACACCCAGUUUGAGAAGGCCAGUAUGGAAGAGCCCAGGGAUGCUGGUGGAACAGAAGGACCAGCUAGUGGAACAGAAGGGUCAACAGGUGGAGAGGAGGCCGAAGCUGUUGCUCACUUAAAAGAACUACUAAGUGGUAUUGGUGAAGACAGAGAUACCCGCUGGAUCACUGCUCUGGAAGAGGCACCUGGAUUACUUGCCAAAAGUUUGGUCUAUUUAAUGAAACAAGGACAGGGAGAGACGGAGGAUCCUGUUCGAAUUUUAGUUCAUUGGGCUCUCCAAGCUCUAAAAAUGGAAACUGCUCUUAUGCAACCCAUUGCACUUAACCUCAGACAAUUAAAAGCUGGUGCAAAGUUGGCAUCAUAUUUGGCGGAGAGUCCACAGGGUCUCAAAGUGUUGCUGCGUGAAGGGGCCCUGAGUGUGCUGCUAGAGUUGCUUCACGCAGACCACGUCUCCUCUACACUGAAGUUGAGCAUCCUGAGAGCUUUGGAUGGUCUUAUCAGCGCUCCUGCUGGGGUGAAGGCUUUCCUGCAUGCAGGAGAUUCAGAGAAGAGUGGCUAUCAGCGUCUAGUCCAGCUGUUCCUACAUGAAGAAACAGUCCGUGUCAUAACAGCUGGAAAUGCCAUAUUACAAAAAAGCCAUAUGUAUGAGGUACUUGCUGACCUACAACAUGCAGCGGCGACCUGGAGUGAACCACAGCAGGAGGAGAUGGAAGAUGCUGAGAGCCCUAUGGAAGAGGAAACAUCGCUGAGCACCUCCCCUGUGAGUGAGGCUGAGCUUGAUAGGCUUGCUGGAGUUUUGGAAGAGCUUCAUCACCUGCUGGAGACUGCCCCUCACUGCAUGGUGCAGCCCCCUGGAAAAGCCUUCCCCACUUCUUCUAGAAUAACAGGACCUCAGGAGAGGGACAACCCUUACCCAACGCUGUAUAGGUACAUGCAUGCGUGCCAUUUCCUGGAGAGCACAACAGUGGUUUUGUCAGCAGCUGCUGCAGCAGGCCAUCUUGGUGUCAUCCAAGCUGUAAAAGAGCUGUUACGCUUCCUGUCACUCACCCAGUCAGGUCUUCUCUUCCUUCUCGCCCAGCCCACACCAACCAACCUCAUGCUGCGUCUCCUGGCAUCAGUGGCAGAAUCUGAGGGCGAGGAGGGCACGUCAACAGGGGGAGAGGGAUGCCUCUCUGGGCCAGGAUUGGGGGAAGAGGGCUUUUGUGUGUGGCUAAUGCAGGCACUACAUGCUCUCCAGGGUGUGUCAGAACUCAUGAGCCAUGUGGCUACAGGAGGAGAGGGUGGUGCAGGGCUUGAAGAAGGUGACAGCCCAGACGUUCUGGGCAUGCUGCAUGCGCUUUAUCUCAUGACAUUCACGCAGACUGGUCGUAGUGCUGUGGCUCACGUUUUCAGCCUGAAGAACAACUUGUCCUGUCUGGUCACUCUGCUCCAGCACCACAGCAAAGAUGGGCAAGGUGAGGCCAAGGCUCGCAAAGCAGUGACAUACAACUAUGCCUGUAUGCUGGUUUUAACGGUGGUACAAACCUCGAAUGAACUGCGGAUGAUGGAACAAUAUGCUGCUCCAUUGCUCGCCAUAGCCAAGGCAGAUGACACCAAUGCCAAAUUGCAAGAACUCAAUAAAUGGUUGGAGCCUUUGGAUAAACUCCGCUUUGAGAUUGGCAGCAUUCCUACACUCAUUAAUUACAUCAAGCAGAACGUGGAGAACAUGUUGAGUGCAGAGGGAACUGGGCUGGUUACUGCUCUGAGGGUUCUCGGUCACAUCGCCUGUCAGCCUCCUGCUGUAGAGGGUCAGCAGAGGGAUCUGAAGUGGAGUCUUGCAGGUGUCCAGCUGUUCUCUGGGGAAGGUCUGGAUAUGUGUGUGCGUGUCCUGCAGAAGCUAUGCAGUGUAUUACUGCAACCAUGGCGUGUGCACGGACACAUGGGCCCAACGCCGCAACGCUGCAUGAUCCUCAGUAUAUGCAUCAGCACACUCAGGUUGCUACGCACCAUGCUGACAGAGCUGCUCUGUGGAGGGGCUUUCCAGUUCAGGGACACUCGCGUUGCCAAUGUGUUAGUGACGCUCCACAUGAUUGUGUGCUCCAUCCCUGCAUCAGGACGUCUAGAUGGAGAGGAGACCAGAGUGCAGGCACUUAUAGUUGAUGUGCUGCUUACCUUUACACAGGGCGUCAGUGAAGAGGUCACUCACACAGAAGAGACUCUGGCCAGUAACACUUGGUCACUGAUGUUAAAGGAGGUUUUAGGAUCACUGCUAAAAGCUCCUGAAGGUCUGUUCUCUGGCCUAACACUGCUUUCUGAGCUUCUGCCUCUUCCACUACCAAUGCAGAGCACUCAGGUGAUAUCAGUCCAAGAUGUUGCUAUAGCCUUAAACACAAGGAAGCUGUGGAGCAUGCACAUAAGGGCACAGUGGAAAGUGCUGUCAGAAGUAUUACAAUGUGUAUGUGCCACCAGCUGCUCUCCUUUCCUUGCCAUGCUGAGGAGAGUGUGUGUUCAGCUAGCAGACUUGUCUUCACCCACAGCAACACUUAUCAUGAAGACACUUCUGGAGCUGCUGCUGGAGGAGCUGCAGCCGGCAGAGGGGAAAAAUGUGAGCUGGGGCCAAGUGUUGCGUCUGCUAUCCUUGAAGGAUGCUCUGGUCUCGCAGAGGGCUUGUAAGAGCGCAACACUGCACCUGCUGUCAGGGUCCGUUUCUGGAGACGAACAGCUGGCAGAUCUGUUCCCCUUGCUUUUAUCUCUGCUUGUUCCGCCACCAGAUCACUCCUUGCAACAGCAACAGUGCAGUGUUCUAGUGGGAACAAUAUUACAAUCACUGUGUGACCAGGACAUAUCUCUUGUGGUGUCUCCAGCUGGUGAGACUUGUGUGUCAGAGGCUGAACAACUAGCUAAUGCACUCCCGGGACGAGAGAUGAUGUCAUCAGUGUGUAAUUCCUUGUUGGAAGUAUUAGGGAAUAAAGAGAGCAGCGUCCCUCUCCUACUCACCUGCAUCAGGACUUUGACAUUCCUUACAGAGCAUAACUAUGGACUCUACCACCUCAAAGUUGCUCUGAGGAAACAUGGCACAGGACUGUCAUCGUUGCUUAAAAGAUUGGUGGUUUCAUUCAACAAGGACUCAGCAGAUCUGCUCUCAGCUCUGCUUGAUUUCCUCAGGCAGGUUGUCAACACAGAAACAGUGUGUGUUGAGGAGGGUCAGGGGUCCAGCGAGGAGCCUACUUUUGUUCCUCCACGAUUGCUUUCAGGCUCUGACAUGAAAACUAUUCUCCAGUGGGAGGACUCUGAGUCACAUCCAUUACCUACUUUAGAGAAGCUAAUAACGAAACUGUGUAAAGAAGAUGAUUCCCUGGAAGCUAUGUUGGAGAAUGUGAUUGUUCUGAGGCAGACGCUGGAAGCAGCCACAGACAUGCCUUCUGCAGCUGACACUGAGCCCACUCUGCCAGCACCAGAGACAUUGGGGGCUCAGUUUAAUCACAGGACAGUGUUCAUUCUGUCUGAAGCGCUGGAUGACCAGCUGAAGGCUCUGUGGUUUUCUCCCUUCCAAACAGAUGACAUAGAAACAGAUCUUGAUUUGAUGAAAGUGGAUCUGGUGGGUUUAGCUCAAGAGUGCUGUCCAGAACUGGACCUAAAGGCAGAGCUGGAGCGCUCCUUCCUGUCUGAGCCAUCCUCACCUGGUCACACCAAGGCUCCUAAAGGUUUCCGUCUGGGCAAACACAAACACGAGACAUUCAUUACCUCAAGCGGUAAAUCUGACUAUGUUGAACCUGCUAAAAGAGCCCACAUUAUGCCUGCUCCUCGGGGUCGUGGAGGUCGUGGAGGAUUUGGACAGAAUGUCUCCCGUCCCCAUGACAUUUUCCGGCUGCGUAAACAAAACACUUCCCGUCCUCCCAGUAUGCAUGUGGAUGACUUUGUUGCAGCGGAGUUUAAAGACAUUACCACCCCUCUUGGACUUUUGCCCCCAAAACGUCCCCCAAAGAGCGCUCCCAAACCCCCUACCAGAGGAUUGUUUACUGGUAGAGGCAGAGCUACCUUCCACAGCCAGACACGCUUUUUUACUCCACCACAACCUAAAGGUGUUCUGCUGUCAGGGAACUACGCUAGAAGAGAGGGAGGUCGUGGCUCAUCGUGGAGUGGUCAAGUUCCAGCUAUCACUCACAGAGGAAACUACAGUGAACCCCGUGGAGGCCAGAGCAACUUCACAAGAGGACCUCUUCCUUCACGACAACUCCCAGCAAGUGCUUACCGGCUGGCUAUUAGGGAUCGAGCUCCACGGGGCAGAGGAGGCGCUGGGUUGUCAUGGCUUAGCGGAGGAGGAGGUGCUGGUGGUGCUGGUGGAGGAGGAGGUGGCGGAGGAGGAGGAAGAGGAUCUCAGGGCAAUAAAUUCAGUGGUGGGGGAGGUAGUGGCGGUGGAAGGGGCAGACAUGUGCGCUCCUUUACCAGGUAAAUUCACCUGGGCAAUGACUACAGCUUGUCAUGGCUACAGAUGGACUAAUUAGGAUGUUAUGUAUGCUGUCUCCAUGGAAACGUGGUGGUAUAAUAUUGUCACAAUGACUGUGUUGAUGUAUUGUUUUGUUAUGAGUCAUAAUCAGAGAAUAAAGGCAGUAGUAUUUGA